Messenger RNA from Mesorhabditis spiculigera, 423 nucleotides. NCBI's taxonomy places the organism in Eukaryota, Metazoa, Nematoda, Chromadorea, Rhabditida, Rhabditidae. The record is from the annotation of a GenBank genome assembly.
AUGGACCAAAAUUUCUUGAAAAUCGUCAGCUUUUCGUGGUUAUUGAGCUGCUGCCUGGCUAUUGUUUGUAUUCAGUACUCGCCGGAGAACGCAUUCCAGGGUCACCCUGUAAACUGCGGUGACGAAUGCCUCUUCUGCCGAUGGGUUUACGUCGCUGAAGACUACGGCACGUUCAAGCAAGUAUUCGGGUGCGGAUGCGGGAAACAGGAUCAAACGAUCAGGAACUUCAUCGAGAACACCUUCCACCCAAGCAACUUUGCCUUCAAGGAGUGCACGGCUGAAGAAGGCUACGCUGGUGUCACCAAAUCGUACUCAUCCAUCGAAGCAGCCGUCCACUCACAGUGCUGCUCAGAGAUGGCCUGUAAUAAGGCGCCUAAUGGGGAGAAGAUCGCCGAGUUGAAGGAGGCCGCCAAGAAGCUCGAG